AGAAGUUCUCCAAAACUGCUGUGCAGAUCCAUAGAUCAUCAGCCCUCAAUCCCCACAUUUUGCAGCCGCUUUUUCCAUCGCCCUGGUCAUGACCAAGACGGUCAAUGCCACCCAGCAAAGUUUGCGGCUCUUGGGCCUCAGCCUGGCGGGCAUCAGCGCAUUCUUCAUCAUCCUCCGGUUGCUCUUGACCUAUGUCUUGGGCAGCCCAGGGAUGGUGACGGCCGCUGUGGUCUCCGUCAUCAGCGUGCUUUGGGCGGCCCAAAGGUCUCAGCAUGCCCGAGCUCGAAGUGAACAGGAGGCCCUGCUGAUGCAGCACCGGGCCUUCGCCGCGGAGGUGGAACGUGCUUGGGAAAGGUCCCAUAGCAACGACCUGGAGCGGCGCAAGGCGCCCCACCGGGAGGUGCCGUCGUCCCAUGCACCCGCACCGGGAGUCCGUGCAGUGGGAGAAACCGCAGAAGGCAGCAAGAAGCGGAAGAAGAAGAAACGUGCCGAGAGCGAGGAGACCUUCAUCGUGGACGACGAGCUGGAAGCCGAGGUGGUGGAAGACCUGGAGGACUUUCUCGAGCACAGGCGGCUGCGGCAGACGCUGAAGAAAACCGCCGACGAGCUUCGGGUCAGCCAGCAGCGCAAGGACAAGAAGGCUUCGGGGGCGCUUGAGGCGGAUGCGAAGAAGGCGCCGGAGCCGAAGGUUCCCCCUGCGAAGGCCAAGAAGGAUGAGGAGCAUGCGCCCAAAAUGGGAGGUGGCAAAGGAAAUGGUCGAAGAAAAUCUGGCGAGGAGAAGUCCCACACCAAAGAGAAGGAGGUCCGCAAGAGUGGAUCCUACAACGGUACCAACGGUGCCAAGCAGAGUUGGGAGGAGCAACAAUGGUAUGGUGACAACAGCUGGUCCUCACAACAGGACAGCUGGGAUGACUGGGGCAACAGUCGCUGGUGGGGCCAGAGGGGCAACGGCCAAGCGGGCGGAUGGAAUGGUCGCAGAGAGCGUCGGCGACCCGCAGGUCGCGGCACGUCCGGGUGGAGCUAGGUGUUCCUGAGCCGGUCUUCGGGCGGCUUCACGGUCGCGCGAUGGAGGGCGGCUCCUGGGGUUCGGUGUUAGAAGACAUUUUCCUGUCUUC
Durusdinium trenchii is the source of this 1115-nucleotide messenger RNA. The record is from the annotation of a GenBank genome assembly. Lineage: Eukaryota; Dinophyceae; Suessiales; Symbiodiniaceae.